CAAACUCGCUCGUCAGCACCACCUCCUCUCUAAUCGCGAGAAGUUGAAAAACCCAAAUCCCCAAUCUGCAACCCUCGAUCAACCCUCCCAUGGUUUCUCCGGCAACCGCCUCUCAAAUUGAGGGAGCGCCUCCACAGCCGGAUCUUUCGAAUGUAGAGAAGCAGACGCAGUCUGCGGUGGAUGCGGCUUCUAGGCCACCGGAAUCUGCCGAUAAGAAUGGAGGCGCUGCGGCUGAGCAGCAAGCGGCGUCCGCGGCAUCGGCCGCUAUACCUAAGUGGCCAGGGUGGCCCGGGGAUAACGUUUUCAGGCUCGUAGUUCCGGUUCUUAAGGUGGGCAGCAUAAUUGGGCGUAAGGGCGAGUUCGUGAAGAAGAUGUGUGAGGAAAGCCGAGCUCGCAUUCGUAUCCUGGAAGCCCCGAUUGGGAACCCAGAUCGGAUUGUUCUAAUUACUGCAAGAGAAGAUCCCGAUCUACCACUAUCUCCUGCCAUGGAUGGAACACUGAGAGUAUUCAAACGUGUUUCUGGAUUGUCUCCUACAGAGGAAGGUGGUGCAGAUUCUGCAGCUGCCAUGACUGCAUUCAGUUCAAUUAAAUUAUUGGUGGCUGCUUCACAAGCUGCUCACUUGAUAGGGAAGCAAGGGUCCACAAUCAAAUCGAUACAAGAAAACUUUGGCGCCUCGGUGCGGGUUUUACCUGAAGAUGAAUCGCCGCCAUUUGCUGCUCCUGAUGAGAGAAUUGUUGAUAUUCAUGGUGAGGCGCAGAAGGUUCUCAAAGCUUUGGAGGCAAUAUUAGGACAAUUAAGGAAGUUUUUGGUUGAUCACACUGUUUUGCCUAUAUUUGAGAAGCCUCAAGAAUCAACUGUUCCUCAAGAUCGCCCAUCUGAGCCCUGGAUGGAAAUGCCCCGGGCCCCAUAUCUACCUACUUCUGUUCCCUCACGAACAACUCAAUCUCUUUCUGAGUAUUCACUUCCCAUGAAACGGGAUCCUUAUUCACUUGAUCUGGAUACCUCAUUGGACGCCAAGCUUCAACGCUCUUCAGUUUCGCUCUUUGGACAAGAUCCUGCACUUCAUGGAUUACCCUCUUCUGUAUCUUUACGGACUGCUCCAGUUGUUACUCAGAUGACAAAGAUAAUGCAAGUGCCCCUAUCAUAUGCUGAGGAUAUUAUUGGUAUAAGUGGAACAAAUAUUGCACAUAUCCGUCGCACUAGUGGGGCAAUUCUUAGCAUACAAGAAAGCAGAGGCUCACCUGAUGAAAUUACUAUUGAAAUUAAAGGGGCAUCACCUCAAGUUCAAACGGCUGAGCAGCUUAUUCAGGAAUUUAUUAACAAGCGCAAGGAACCAGCACCAAGCAUAUAUGGCACAACAGAUACCGGACUUUCCUCAUUCUCACGUUAUGGAGAGUAUCCCUCGUCGUCCUCAUAUCAGUCUCAGCAGCCCUUAGGAGGGGCAGGAGUUGUGUAUGAAUCCUCUAGCCUGGGAGGCUAUGGCGGCUACAGGUAUUGAGUGGUCUGCUUCUCGGGGCAUUUGACCAAUGGUUGGCUGUAUCUAUACCUACUACUAUAAAUGCUUCCUGUGGGGUUUUGUAUGAUGUUGAAGCUAACUCAUUCUAAAAGAAACAAUAAUUUAGGCAAGAGAUUUUAGCACAAUAGCGUGACAAUUCGUGGUUUAUGUUCGUUUCAUUUCCUUCAAAUCUAUUUCCAAUGUACUUUUUUAUAAUGCCCGCUCGAUGUGUGUGCUAUAAUUGGUGUGCUAUUAGAACUUUCGUUUUUCUUGUUCAUUACAUAGUUUUCUAGUUGUUGGUUUUGUUGACUCUUUGACCUCAUGUAGGAUUGGGGCAAAUACGUUUUACUCCGUAUACUGUCGUAUAUUGUAAUAUGUUCUUUCAUGUCUAGACGAGAUUUAUUUUUGAUUGAUAUAUUUUUGUCUGAGUUUUAUUUUUGUUACCCCUAAGGUUUAUAAGGUUUUUGAUACUGUGCCAAUGACUAAAAUAAACUGUAGUAGGUUUA
This is a messenger RNA of Cuscuta campestris, 2002 nucleotides long. Lineage: Eukaryota; Viridiplantae; Streptophyta; Magnoliopsida; Solanales; Convolvulaceae. The record is from the annotation of a GenBank genome assembly.